CCCGACUUGGCCAAAGAAGGAUGUGUCACCAGCUUGGGGCCGCGGGCGGGGUCCCUGGCCCCGCUAGGCUAGGCUCGGAAGUACCUGAAACAAAGGAACAUCGCGGCCCGUUUUGCCAGAAGGUGAAAUCCCAGCGAGGGCAGUGACUUGACCGAGUUUGCUGAGCGAGCUGGUCAGUGCAAAACAGAAGCAAGGACCGAGCAGGGCUCCUGACUGUCCGCCUGGUGCUUCUCCCGUCAGUCAGAUAUAUCUCCACCGGAGUCAAAAUAAAAGUUUUCCUGACACUCCCUGGAUGGAGCAGGUGCGGGGUGCCAGGAGUCCAGGGAAGGAGGUUUUUCUAUCAGUCACAGAAAAAUGGAUCACUUAAACCUUUGGAAGAACUCUGCUAUCACAAUACUGCUAUAAUCUGAACUAAGAUUUAUGGAUGCGAAUUCAUGACAAUAAAUUUCUGCAUUAUAGAAUUGCUGAAGACCUAAGUGAUGAUAUUCUUCCACAAAAAUAAUACUGAAAUGCCAUGACAUUACUAAAUAAAACUAAAAAUCAUAAUUGAUAUUUUACUGUAAAUUAUUAGACUUGCUAAUACACAUGUGCAACCACUACUGUGUUUUGACAAAACCUCAUAUUUGAAUGGUUUUCCUUGUGGGAGAAGCAUUAUAUUUGCAAGAAUCCACUGAAUACUGCCAUCAUAUAUUUUUAAGUGGCAAUUUGGAAAAUUUACUUGAAACUGGAGUUUUAGAAAAUUCCACCACUAAGUGGAUUUGAUAUUAUGGCAGCAACUUACAGACUUGUGGUUAGUACUGUGAACCACUACAGCAGUGUGGUGAUAGACCGGCGUUUUGAGCAGGCUAUACAUUAUUGCACUGGAACCUGCCACACCUUCACGCAUGGAGUUGACUGCAUUGUAGUACAUCAUAGUGUUUGCGCAGACCUCUUGCACAUCCCUGUGUCUCAGUUCAAAGACGGCAGCCCAGGCUCUGUGUUUCUACCCCAGGAAAACGGCCUUUCCUCAGCUGAAAGUGACUAUGCUCAUCAUGCCCUCCCAGGUGUGCCCCGAAUCAGGAAAGGGUCUGCAACCCAGAGCACCUGUAACUUAAAGGACAUCGCAGGAGAAGCAAUCAAUUUUGCCAGUGGAAAAAUAAAAGAAUUUUCCCUUGAAAAACUCAAAAACUCUAACCAUGCAGCUUAUAAAAAGGGAAGGAAAGUUAAGUCGGAUGCAUUUAAUAGGCGGUCGGUUGAUUUUGACUUGCUCUGUGGUCAUUAUAACAAUGAUGGAAAUGCCCCAUCCUUUGGUUUACUCCGGAGUUCCUCAAUGGAGGAAAAAUCGUUGUCUCAUAGAAACUCACUUGAUCUGACCCUGACUUCCAUGUUUCUCCAAAAUUUCUCUGAGGAAGACCUGGUUACUCAGAUUUUAGAAAAACACAAACUAGAUAACUUUUCUUCUGGUACCGACAUAAAAAUGUGUUUAGAUAUUUUGCUGAAAUGUUCUGAGGAUUUAAAAAAAUGCACAGACAUCAUAAAACAAUGCAUAAAGAAAAAGUCAGGGGGUAGCAUCAAUGAAGGAAACGGUCACGAUGCAAUAUCUAGCUCUGAAACUGUCUAUAUGAAUGUAAUGACCAGAUUAUCAUCCUAUCUGAAGAAGUUACCUUUUGAAUUUGUGCACUCUGGACAUAAUGAAGCCCUAGAUUUAACAGAAUUGGUCAGUAAUAUGCCUAGUUUACAGUUGACUCCAUUCUCCCCAAUAUUUGGCACUGAGCAGCCACCUAAAUAUGAAGAUGUUGUCCAGCUCUCCGCCCCUGAGUCUGGACGGUUUCAGACUAUUGAACUGCAAAAUGAUAAUCACAAUUCGAGGAAAAUGGACAAUACAAAUGUUAUUCCAAACAACUCCACAAGUUCAGUAUAUAACUUAGAGGUAAAUGAUCCCAGAACUCUAAAAGCUGUCCAACUUCAAUCACAGCCAUCAGCCAUGAACCCUUUGGAAAAUGUUUCUUCUGGUGAGUUAAUGGAGACUCUUUACAUUGAAGAAGAAUCAGAUGGAAAGAAAGCAUUAGCCAAAGAACAAAAGACAAAAGAUAGACCCAAUCAUGAAUUAGUAAAGGGAAAUCAAGACAAAGCAGAAUUUUCAGACCAUGAUACUCAUAUUAAAAAAUGUGCUGCCUCAGUGCAAAAUGAAAUUGGUAAGAUAUUUGAGAAACCAGUUGUUAAUCUAUCUGAAGAAGACUUUAAACCAAAAGUUCCUAAAGUUGAAGAAAGAGACCGCGGAGAUUUUAUGAAUCCUAACAGUCAGGAAGAGAUAGAUAAACUGUUAAUGGAUUUAGAGUCUUUUUCACAGAGAAUGGAGACCUCUCUAAGGGAGCCACUUUCCAAUGGCAAAAACUCUAAUUCUGUAAAAUGUCAUGGUCACUUGACUGCACAGGUACCUGUAGAUCAGGAGCCUAACUCUAAAGUCACUUCACCUGUAGAUCUUGAGCCCAAAUCUAAAGUUUCUUCACCGUCAGAAAAAGUCUCACCUUCCUGUUUAACAAGGAUCAUUGAAACCAAUGGGCACAAAAUAGAAGAAGAGGAUCGAGCUCUCUUACUUCGAAUUCUAGGAAGCAUUGAAGACUUUGCUCAAGAAUUAGUUGACUGCAAAUCAGGCAGAGGGAGCCUAUCACAGGAAAAGGAAAUGAUGCAGAUUCUACAGGAAACCUUAACAACUUCUUCCCAGGUCAAUUCAUCAGUCUGUAGAAGUCCCAUUGGUGAUAAAGCCAAAGAUACAACUUCAAUGGUUUUGAUUCAACAAACUCCAGAGGUGAUCAAGAUUCAAAGUAAACCUGAAAAGAAACCUGGAACAUCACUCCCCCCUCCAGCCACCUUUCCAAGCAGUCCCCAGCCUCUCCCCACUGUUCCUCAUGUGAACAAUGUUGUGAACGCACCAUUGUCCAUAGACAUUCCACGGUUCUACUUUCCUGAAGGUCUUCCAGAUUCCUGCAGUAAUCAUGAACAAACUCUAACCAGAAUUGAAACGGCUUUCAUGGAUAUUGAAGAUCAGAAAGCAGACAUACAUGAAAUGGGGAAGAUUGCAAAGGUCUGUGGCUGUCCUCUCUAUUGGAAAGCCCCCAUGUUCAGGGCUGCAGGGGGAGAGAGGACAGGAUUUGUGUCAGCACAGUCAUUCCUUGAAAUGUGGAGAAAGCUGCUGGAUAACCAUCAUGAUGAUGCUUCUAAGUUCAUCUUUCUUCUAGCCAAACCCAACUACAGCUCUCUAGAACAAGAGGAUUUCAUCCCUUUACUUCAGGAUGUGGUGGAUACACACCCUGGUCUAACAUUCUUGAAAGAUGCUCCAGAAUUCCACUCCCGCUACAUCACCACGGUUAUUCAAAGAAUAUUCUACACAGUCAACAGAUCAUGGAGUGGAAAAAUCACUUCAACAGAGAUAAGAAAGAGCAACUUUUUGCAAACUCUAGCCCUUUUGGAAGAAGAAGAAGAUAUAAACCAAAUCACAGAUUACUUCUCCUAUGAACAUUUCUAUGUUAUUUAUUGUAAAUUCUGGGAACUAGAUAGUGACCAUGACCUCUACAUCAGCCAGAGUGAUCUAUCUCGAUACAAUGAUCAGGCCUCAUCAAACAGGAUUAUUGAAAGGAUAUUCUCUGGAGCAGUAACAAGGGGAAAAACAGUACAGGAAGAAGGAAGAAUGAGCUAUGCAGAUUUUGUUUGGUUUUUAAUCUCUGAGGAAGAUAAAAGAAACCCCACCAGUAUCGAGUAUUGGUUCCGCUGCAUGGAUGUGGAUGGCGAUGGCGUCCUGUCCAUGUAUGAGCUGGAGUACUUCUACGAGGAGCAGUGUGAGCGGAUGGAAGCCAUGGGUAUCGAGCCUCUGCCAUUCCAUGAUUUGCUUUGCCAAAUGCUUGACCUGGUGAAGCCAGCCAGUGAUGGCAAAAUUACGCUCCGGGAUCUGAAGAGGUGCAGAAUGGCUCAUACCUUUUAUGACACUUUCUUUAAUCUGGAGAAAUACUUAGACCAUGAACAGAGAGAUCCAUUUGCAGUCCAAAAGGAUGUUGAGAAUGACGGGCCUGAGCCCUCGGACUGGGACCGGUUUGCGGCGGAGGAGUACGAGACACUUGUUGCGCAGGAAUCUGCCCAGUCUCAGUUCCAGGAAGGCUCCUUUGAAGAUUAUGACACGGAUGAACCUGUUCCUCCCUCUGAAUUUGGAAACAAAGGCAGUAAAAUCGUAACCUCAAGCCUUUCAGAGAAAUGUGGAAAGCUUCAGUCAGUGGAUGAAGAGUAGUACACGAAAGGGAGACAUUUUAAAUGGUUUUUCUUGUGAAGAAAUGCUCGUUUGUAUACUGCUUUUUAAGGACUUUGAUUUCUGCAAGUGUGUAUCUGCAGUAGGAACCUUAAAAGUGUUUUAAAGCAGCAAGUCUGGACACACACCCAACUUGGGAGACUCUUUGAAUUUGUUUCCAAGCUCUUGCAAAACUUUUCCUUGGAAGCACAUAUAAUCAUGCCUAUCACGGUAAAAAAAAAAAAGUCUGAAAGUCAACACUCCGCACCCCGGAACAUACCAGGGAUCCCUUGGGGAUGGUGCCAGGCAGAGCUGACUACAGAAGCAGGAGCUGCCUCAGCGCUGGCCAGCACACCUGAGCACCUUGGGGAAACCUGGACUUGCAGAAAUUUGAGUCAAAGUUUGUGAAACUUGAAAAAGCAGAAGGGCCUCCAGAAUUGACUUGGUCCUGGUAAUAAACGCACUGCCGAACAUCUCAGAGACCUCUUUCAAGUAUGUGUACUACAGUUCAGAGAUCUUGAACUUCACCAGCUUAAUUUUGCUGUGACCCGUCAAGCUGAGUCACUUUACAUCCUCAGGUAUUGUAACCACUGGGCCUUCCAACCUUGCUGACAAGCUCGGAAUAACUCCUCCUCAAUCAUGACUGUGGAUCUUGUGUAAAAUCUCAAGAAAAAAAAAUUAAAAUAUUUGCCUCACACUGAGGGUGGAGGAGGUCCUUUUAACUUGUCUGACAUUUGUAAAGGACUGUGGAAUUAAUCUCCAACUUAGCUGAUUCCCCAUCUAUUACUAUCAGAAUGCUUAAAGACAAAAGUGAUGAUAUAUAGAACUUCUUAGUAAACAUAUUAUACUCCUUUCUUUACUAAAUAAUGCAGAGUAGGCUGAUAAUAAAGACCCCAGAGUAAGCACUGUUCUUUCCACCUCCUAAGUGGAAGAAAACCCUAUCAUGUUUAGUAAUAGGCGUAUUCAUUACAAAAUUCUACAGUUAAAGAACUUUGCAGUCAAACCCUACAGUAUCUUUGAAACAAAAAUUAAAAUGUUGAUAGUAUGCGUGAGCUUCCAAAAAACUACAAAAUAAAAAAUGGUUUAACUUUUCCACAAACUAAUUCUCAUAUAAAUGUCAAAACAACUUUUAAGUUUUUAUAAAACGUUUUUCAUUUGAACCUUAAGUCAUGAAAGUGUCUGAGUAGCUUCCCUGAAGGACCAACUGGGUCCCCGGCUGGUUGGAAGGCCGAGCAAAUCAAAGCAUGGGGUCUGGGAACAACCCAAAAGUUAGAAAAUCCACGAUGAGCUAGAACCGAGGUCAGCAAACUGCAGUUUAAGAGCCACAUGCAGCUCUUUCAGUUACGUACGUGUGGUUCUGAAGUGAAAUGAAAUAUUUUUUAAGGAUAUUAUUCAGAUAACGGUGAUUUCAUCUCUGUAAAAAUUAUUUAUGGCUCUCAAAUUUUUAAUUUUUAAAUGUGAGGGACAGACAGGAUUAGCUCUUGUCUAAAAAAUUUGCUGACCUCUGGGCUAGAUCAGUUAACUAAUUUCUCAAACAAGAUCUUCCUAGAUUAUUUUACUUUCCUGAUUAGAACUAAAACUGUUUAACACUGUUACAGUGAACACUAUUAAAAGUAUCUAUUUAAGAACAAUAUAGAAAAAAAUCCCAAAAUUAAAAAUAUCUAUUUAAUCAUAUAUAUGGAACUAAACAUUUUCAAAUGACUACAUUUUAAAAAUACAUGCAAUAACCUAAAACUACUGGUAAAUAAUGAUUAGGAUCACAUAUAACACAUGGAUUUUUUUUUUCCAGGGAAGGAAAAGAAAUAUUUGUUUUUCCUUUGGAUAAAAAUGUUAAAUAUGUCUUAAAGGCUUUAUUACCCAUCGUGUAGACUGUUUCUAAGUGAAAAUUCAAUAAAAUUACAUCUUUCGAUACAUUUCUCAAAACUAUUUAGUGUCCCCUUUGACCUUAUUCUUCCUCACUAAAGUCAUCGUACUUCCAUUUUGAUGCUUGUUGUAAAAACCGAUCUGUCGUUGUAAAAGUAGAGCUGCCAAUACCAUUCCACUCAAAAUAAGACUACUUUCAAAUUAAUUUAGGGUACUCAAAGUUCUUUUUCAGGUAUGUUGUUUUUCAUGUACUUCAAGCUGAAUGCAAAAACAAUGUGAACUGAACUACAGUACUAUAUUGUCUGACUCUGAUCAAUAUAAUCAUUACUGCCAAACUGGAGAUUCCAAUCUGUUAAAUUUUUGUCUGUUGACAGAGGAUACAUGGAAGAUUAUCAUCUUAAUACUCUUCAGUGAAAUAUGAGUUUCAUAGCGUAAUAUUAUUGCCAAGGUAAUCAAUUAAGAUGAAAAUGUGCAUUUUCUGUGCAUCUUAUUUUCUAUCACCAUGUACUGUUUAUAAAACCCAAUAAAAUGUCUUUUGCUCAGUGUUUUAAAAUGUUAAGGUGUUUGAAUUGAAAAGACUGCAUGACUUUUGUUUUACCCUUUCUGCAGAACUAAAUAAAGCAAAUUAAGUACAAAUCA
This is a messenger RNA of Echinops telfairi (small Madagascar hedgehog), 6757 nucleotides long. It is a transcript of the gene PPP2R3A, whose product is annotated as protein phosphatase 2 regulatory subunit B''alpha. The transcript has 16 exons. Gene Ontology annotation, biological process: protein dephosphorylation. Gene Ontology annotation, cellular component: protein phosphatase type 2A complex. Gene Ontology annotation, molecular function: calcium ion binding; protein phosphatase regulator activity. The record is from RefSeq and is a predicted model, not a curated record. Lineage: Eukaryota; Metazoa; Chordata; Mammalia; Afrosoricida; Tenrecidae. Bases 767 to 4258 code for a protein of 1163 amino acids.